CCGCCGCCUGCGCUCCUUCCAGUUCGCGGGAGAAGUUGUUGGCGCCAAUGGAGUCCGAGCAGCGAUAACGGAUCUCUCCCCCCCUCCCACACUCCCUCGCACACGCACACACUUACACCCCACCUCCUCGGCGGCCUGCCCACCUGCUGUCGGAGCGUGCGGCUGCGAUGGACAUUCGGAAAUUCUUUGGAGUUAUACCAAGUGGAAAAAAACUUGUAAGUGAAACAGUCAAGAAGAAUGAGAAAACAAAAUCUGAUGAAUCUUUAAAAGCAAAGAAAGGAAUAAAGGAACUCAAGGUCAACAGCUCCAGUAAAGAGGAUGCCUCCAAACAAAAGCCACCAAACAGGAAAAAGAGGGUCAUCUAUGAUUCAGAUUCAGAAUCAGAGGGCACAGUGCAGGUGAAAAAUGCCAAGAAGCAACCAGAGAAAGUGUCUUCCAAACCUGGUAAAAUUCUACGGCAGGAUCCUGUGACUUACGUUUCAGACACAGAUGAAGACGAUGACUUUGUGUGUAAAAAGGCUGCCUGUAAAUCAAAAGAGAAUGGAGUAUCUACAAAUAGUGCACUUGGAGCAUCAAACCUGAAAAAGAAUGAAGAGAGCGCUAAGACUAAGACCAAGCCCCUGUCGCCGAUAAAGCUCACACCAACAUCAGUGCUUGACUAUUUUGGAACUGCCAGUGUCCAGAGGUCAGAGAAGAAGAUGGUGGCAAGCAAAAGGAAGGAGCCUCCUCAAAAUGCAGAUGAUUCCAGAUUAAAUGAUGAAGCCAUUGCCAAGCAGCUGCAACUUGAUGAAGAUGCAGAGCUGGAGAGGCAGUUGCAUGAAGAUGAGGAGUUUGCCAGAACGUUAGCCAUGUUGGAUGAAGAACCCAAGACCAAAAAGAACCGAAAGGACCCUGAAGCAGGAGGAACAUUUUCAUCUGUCCAAGCUGACUUAAAUAAAGCAGAAAAACAUAAAUAUCCUCACAAAGUAAAAACAGAGCAAAUUUCAAGUGAAAGAAAGACUUACAGUCCUAAUAAACAAGCUAAGUGCGGAAGCUCAAGAGAAUCUCAGCAGCACCCCAUAUCAGCAGCUCACCAAGCAGGAGAGCCUUCUCCAAAGGCCAGUUCCAAGCUGGCACUUAUGAAAUCAAAAGAAGAGAGUUCUUACAAAGAAACAGCACCCGUGGCCCCAGAGAGAAGAGAAAACACCACUGACUUGAAAGGAGAGAAGAAAACUCCUAAGAAAGCCAAAAGUUCCCCAGCCAAAAAAGAGUCUGUGAGUCCAGAAGAUUCUGAAAAGAAACGCACGAAUUAUCAAGCUUAUCGAAGCUACUUAAAUCGAGAAGGUCCUAAAGCCCUGGGCUCUAAGGAGAUCCCAAAGGGAGCUGAAAAUUGCUUGGAAGGCCUGACAUUUGUGAUCACAGGAGUGCUGGAGUCCAUUGAGCGAGAAGAGGCCAAGUCUCUAAUUGAACGUUAUGGAGGGAAAGUGACUGGAAAUGUGAGCAAGAAAACAAACUACCUUGUCAUGGGUCGUGAUAGUGGACAGUCCAAGAGUGACAAGGCAGCAGCUUUGGGGACAAAAAUUAUUGAUGAAGAUGGCUUACUGAAUCUCAUUCGAACUAUGCCAGGCAAGAAGUCCAAGUAUGAAAUAGCAGUUGAAGCCGAGAUGAAGAAAGAAAAGUCCAGAUUGGAGAGAACACCUCAAAAAAAUGAUAUGGGGAAAAGAAAAACUAGUCCAACCAAGAAAGAGUCAGGAUCUAAAAAGAGUAAGCUGACUCCAAAAAAGGACAGUCCCCUGAAGGUGGCGAAGAAGGCCGCGAAGGAAGGCAGUGUCCCCCGGCGAGGCCUGGGCUUCAGGGAGCAGGCAGCCGGGGAGACAGAAGAUGACCGAGAGGCCGGGCAUUCAGCUGACAGCCGUGGGGACAAAGUGGAGAACCUGCUCUGGGUGGACAAAUACAAGCCGACCUCACUCAAGACCAUCAUUGGGCAGCAGGGUGACCAGAGCUGCGCCAACAAACUGCUGCGCUGGCUCCGAAACUGGCACCAGAGUUCUCCCGAAGAGAAAAGACAAGCAGCGAAGUUUGGUAAAUUUGCCGGAAAAGACGAUGGCUCUAGUUUCAAGGCAGCGUUGCUGUCCGGCCCUCCAGGUGUCGGCAAAACCACCACAGCCUCCCUGGUGUGUCAGGAAUUGGGAUAUAGCUACGUGGAACUAAAUGCAAGUGACACUCGGAGUAAGAACAGCUUGAAGGCGGUUGUUGCUGAAUCUCUGAAUAAUACCAGCAUCAAAGGCUUUUACACAAGUGGAGCAGCCCUGUCAGUGCCCAUGAAACAUGCUCUCAUCAUGGAUGAAGUAGAUGGCAUGGCGGGCAAUGAGGACCGAGGCGGAGUCCAGGAGUUGAUUGGCCUGAUUAAGCAUACUAAAAUCCCCAUUAUUUGUAUGUGCAAUGAUAGAAACCACCCCAAGAUGCGCUCUCUGGUUCACUACUGCUUUGACCUUCGUUUCCAAAGACCUCGGGUUGAGCAGAUUAAAAGUGCCAUGCUGUCUAUUGCAUAUAAAGAGGGUUUGAAGAUUCCCCCUCCUGCUAUGAAUGAAAUAAUUUUGGGAGCUAACCAAGAUAUCAGACAGGUGUUACACAACCUGAGCAUGUGGUGUGCACGGAGUAAGGCGCUGACCUAUGAUCAGGCCAAGGCUGAAUCUCACAGGGCCAAGAAAGACCUGAAACUGGGCCCAUUUGAUGUUGCCCGGAAAGUGUUUGCAGCUGGAGAUGAGACCGCUCACAUGUCCCUAAUGGACAAAUCGGAUCUCUUCUUCCAUGACUAUUCAAUUGCACCCCUCUUUGUACAGGAGAACUAUGUACAUGUGAAACCUGUGGCAGCAGGGGGUGAUAUGAAAAAGCACCUGAUGCUUUUGAGCCGGGCAGCGGAUAGCAUAUGUGAUGGUGACUUGGUGGACAGCCAGAUCCGGAGUAAACAAAACUGGAGCCUUCUGCCCACACAGGCCAUUUAUGCCAGUGUUCUUCCUGGAGAGCUGAUGAGGGGGUACAUGACCCAGUUUCCCAGCUUCCCCAGCUGGCUGGGGAAGUACUCAUCUACAGGUAAACAUGAUCGGACUGUUCAGGACCUAGCCUUGCACAUGAGUCUUAGAACUUACUGCAGCAAAAGGACUGUGAACUUGGAGUAUCUGUCUCAUUUACGGGAUGCACUUGUACAGCCCUUGGCCUCACAGGGGCCAGAAGGGGUCCAGCAUGUUGUUGCACUUAUGGACACAUACUAUUUGAUGAAAGAAGACUUUGACAAUAUUAUGGAAAUCAGCAGCUGGGGAGGCAAACCCAGUGUGUUUUCAAAGCUGGAUCCCAAGGUGAAGGCGGCCUUCACAAGGGCUUACAAUAAGGAGGCCCACCUCACCCCGUAUUCACUUCAGACGGUGAAGACACCGAGAGCCAGCACAGGCCCGGCCCUGGAAUCCGAGUACAGCGAAGAGCUGCAGGACGAGGACUCUCAGUCGGAUGAGAAGGACCAGGAUGCAAUAGAGACCGAUGCCAUGAUCAAGAAAAAGACGAAAUCAUCAAAGCCUUCAAAACCAGAAAAGGAGUCCAGAAAAGGAAAAGGAAAAAGUUCCAAGAAAUAAAGCCAUUUUCCAGUACCAACGGUCACUUUAACUCGCCCUCCUGACCAGUCUAGCUGGUUUAGAGCAAGCCUUGUUUUCCCGGAGGAACCACGUGUAGCACAAUGGGAUGAGCUGGUGGUCCCAUUAUAAAGGAUGGUACAACUAGAAGAGUGAAGCCAGUCGGCUCUCGUGCACCUCUUAUAGAGGUUGGUAGGACUGCUUGAGUCCUCACUGUCCCCUGCCGAUCAGAUUAGAUUCUUUGAGAAAGCAUAUCUGGGCCUGUAUCAGAUUUUAGUUCACAGGAGCAAGCCUGGGAGCAGGAGACUGAGGCUUCUUGAGGCUUGUUUAUCUAAGAGCCUGUAGAGGACCAAUGCUGAUUUUGUUUUUUAAUAAAGUCCUUAUUAUGUGGUGAAAUUUUGUAAAUAAAUCAUAAUACAGAGUAACCACCACCUAGAAUUGGGUAUUUUUGUACAUUGUCAAAUAUCUUACAGAGUAUAAAUUAGGAAUAAAAAUGUGUUCCACAUGG
This is a messenger RNA of Jaculus jaculus (lesser Egyptian jerboa), 4110 nucleotides long. RefSeq names its product replication factor C subunit 1 (gene Rfc1). Gene Ontology annotation, molecular function: ATP hydrolysis activity; ATP binding; DNA clamp loader activity. Gene Ontology annotation, cellular component: nucleus; DNA replication factor C complex. Bases 168 to 3605 code for a protein of 1145 amino acids. Gene Ontology annotation, biological process: DNA replication; DNA repair. The record is from RefSeq and is a predicted model, not a curated record. NCBI's taxonomy places the organism in Eukaryota, Metazoa, Chordata, Mammalia, Rodentia, Dipodidae. The transcript is spliced from 25 exons.